GAGCAUGCGCACUAGAAGACCGGGUUGAAAGUCGUGGAACCAAAUUUCUUCGAUUUCAUUCAAUCAAAAACCUCAAAUUUGCAUUCGAUUCGACUCCUGAAAAGGAACUAAAUACGUUGCAGUGAAAACAAGAAUAAAUCUCAUCUAAUGAAGCUUUAAAUUUGUCUCGAAUUGUUCGUGAUCAUUGUAAAACAUUGUUUUUUGCAAUCGGUUUGGUGUGAAAGUGACAGCCAACUGUGUACAUUUUGUACAGCCAAUGUACAGGGCGCCAAGGGCAGGAUUAAAAAGUGUACUUUCUGUUGAUUGAGACCGAGUUCUUGUUACAUCAUCCGAUUACCAAGUCGGGUUGCUUUAUGUAGGACGUUACGUUGUUCAUGAUUGAUAUUUGAAGGACGUGGAUAUUAUGUAAUUGUUGUGACGUUGUGUGAUACACAGAGAUUCGGAAUGACGAAGCGAGACGUGAGGAUUCUUCUUCUGGGUGAUCCUGGGGUUGGAAAAACCUCCCUGAUCUUGUCAUUGGUUAGUGAGGAAUUCCCUGAAGAGGUUCCUCCCAAGGCAGAGGAGAUAACGAUACCUGCUGAUGUGACUCCAGAGAAAGUGCCAACUCAUAUAGUAGAUUACUCAGCUCAAGAGCAGAGCGAUGAACAGCUGAGUGAUGAAGUAUUCAAGGCAAAUGUGAUAGCCAUAGUAUAUGCUGUUGAUGAUGAACACUCGAUGGUUCAGAUCACCAACCAUUGGUUGCCAUUAUUACGGGCAACUCUUGGGGAAGAUCAUCAGACACCAGUUAUUCUUGUCGGAAACAAAUCAGAUAUACUGGAAGACAGUACUAUGGAGACUGUGCUACCAAUCAUGGAUGAGUACGCAGAAGUGGAAACGUGUGUUGAGUGUUCAGCCAAAACGCUGAAGAACAUAAGUGAGAUGUUUUACUAUGCGCAGAAGGCUGUUCUGCAUCCUACAGCUCCACUUUACCUACCUGAAGAAAAAGAGUUGACGCCAGCCUGUAAGAAAGCUUUGAGUCGCAUCUUCAAGAUUUGUGACUUGGAUAACGAUGGCAUUUUAUCCGACAAAGAGAUCAACCAGUUCCAGCGGCGGUGCUUCAACGCACCGUUACAGAAUCAAGCGCUGGAAGAUGUGAAGUCGGUCGUCAGGAAGAAUAUCACAGAUGGAAUUGUGCAUGAUGGACUCACUUUGAAAGGUUUCCUGUUUUUGCACUUAUUAUUCAUCCAAAGAGGAAGACAUGAGACGACGUGGUCGGUGCUGAGGAAGUUUGGUUACGACAACGAUUUGAAAUUAUCCAAGGAGUACCUUUUCCCAAAACCAGUUACAGAGUUUGGUAUAUUUCCCGAAGAUGCAAGUUGCGUGGAAUACAUCGCAUUUGAUAGUCAAAGCCUCCGAGUUGGACGUGAUUGCUCCACUGAGCUGUCACACCAAGGCUACCAGUUCCUGUCCAAUCUGUUUGAGAAGUAUGAUGAAGAUCGCGACGGAUGCCUCUCACCAGUGGAGCUACAGAAUGUAUUUAGCACAUGUCCUUAUACACCCUGGGGACCUGAUGUCAAUAAUACUGUCAGCACAAAUGCACAUGGAUGGAUAAGUCAUCAGGGUUUUCUUGCUCAGUGGACACUUACAACAUUACUCGAUGUGACAAGAACCAUGGAGUAUUUUGCUCAUCUGGGCUACAUGUAUGAGCAUGAGAAUCAGCUAUCAGCUGUUCAUGUUACUCGAGAUAAAAAGAUCGACCUUCAGAAGAAGCAGACGUCGAGAAAUGUGUUCUUCUGCCGAGUGAUUGGCGCAAAAGGUGUGGGAAAGACGGCAUUCUUGCAAGGCCUACUGGGGAGGAACCUGCAGUAUAUUGCCACACUCGACAAAGAACACUUGUCUGCGUUUUCUAUCAAUACUGUACAAGUUUAUGGUCAGGAUAAACAUGUGUUGCUCCAUGAAAUGGAUGCAAAUGCUAUUGGUGACUACACGCCAGAGGUCGGGAGUUGUGACGUUGCGUGUCUCCUUUAUGAUGUCACAAACCCGCGAUCGUUUCAGUAUAUUGUGAAUAUAUAUGAGAGAUUAUUUGCCAAUAGCCCUAUACCAUGUCUAAUAGUUGCCACGAAAUCGGACCAGCAUGAAAUCAAACAAGAGUUUGAGAUGACGCCAUUACAAUUCUGCAAUACAUAUAAAAUGCCGCCACCACAGUCGUUUUCGUGUGCCGAUUCCAUUUGUAGAGAUGUUUACAUCAAGUUGGCUACUAUGGCUGCCCAUCCUAACCUGAAGCGCUUGGUGCACAUGCUUCUGAUGAAGCAGCCUCCCCUCUGGGUCCAUGACCAACUCAGGCAUUUACGAGGAGUCUACGGUCAGGAAUCCAAUGUGAUGUUAAAGAUCAGCUUGAGUUUGGCUCUGGCUGCAGGGUUAGGUUUCGUCGUCUACAAAAUUAUCCGUGCCACGACGAGAUAGCACCAAUGAUGUUCAGAGCGUAGGAGAUAGUGUAGUCCGGUUGCUCAUUCAGGAAAUGUUUUACUAAGUCUUGUGUCAUGAACUGCGUAGACGAUAAAUGAUUUAGACUCCAUCUGAGGCAAUGUUUAUCUCAAUUUCAUAUGAGCUACUGCCACAAGUAACAUUGAGCGCUCUUAAAUUAUAAAAAUGGCAUCCCUGCGAUAUCGUAGCUGAACCAACCAGAUUAUGUUGUAUUAUAUCUUGCCAAAGAAUUUAGAUAUUUUGUCAUAUUUUAAAGUUAUCUUAGAUGGAAAAAGUCAUCUCUCUAGCACUGUCAGUUGAUAACAGAAGCUAGUACUAAAUUAAACUCCACAGUUUAUGAAGCUAUUGUCUAAGUUGUAAUGUCGUUUCAAAAUCACUUAGGUAUAUUUUACUUUUACAGUGAGAGCAAAAAGUGUUUGCUUCUUUCAAAUCCUAGACACUGCUGACCGUAUCUUGUUUGAUGUAAAUCUUGGAAUUCCUAAUUUCUCUUGACUUUGUGUAGCUUAUGAUUCUACAUGUAUGUUAGUGAUACAGGGUGGUUCUAAAAACAUGGCAUGCUUGCAUGGUUGAAUAACUUUUGUUAAAAAGUAAAAUGACUUGGGCCUGUACAUUCAUUGUUAUAAGUUCUGAAUGCAUUGUUCUGAAAAUCAUAUGAGACAAGCUGUUGGAGCUGGUUUGUAGUGAUGCUCACUUACAUUAGUAGCUGCAAGUCAUUUUGAAGACCAAGGUAUUCAGCAUUGCAAUUGUGCCGUUUUUUAAACACCCUUUGUAAGGCUUUACAUCCUUUUCAUAACGGGUAAGGAGAGCCAAGAAAAGGAUAGAACUCCUAUGUUAAAAGCCAAUGUAUAGGAUAAAAUGCUUUUCACGCUGGGUAGGUAUUAUAUUUAUGUUGUCUGUCACCAGCUUUCGCCAGGGGAGAAACUUUCACUGAAAUAUUUCGUAGCUUUCGAGUCAACUGCUUGUCAUGAAGUAUUGCACAGUUUGGCUGCUUGGUUUAUGUCCGAUUCUGCUGCAGUGGUUUACCAAGCAACCUGGUGCUGCACAUGCACUGUAAAACUACUGUAGUGGAAUUGAGCCUUAUUGCUGCACUAGAAUAGAACUAACCUGAGUUGGAAUUAUGCUAGGCAGGUAAUCAUGCUAUCAUGCGCAUUAAAUUUAGUUUACUGAUCCCACUGGCCCAGAGGUUAAGGCAUUUGCCUUGUUUUCCGGGAUGUCAGUCAAUACUUCUUGACAUCACGUUCAAUCUUUUUGACAUAACAUGUGCCAAAAAGAUUUACUCCCUGCUCUCACCCUGGUGACAGGCCUGAUUACUCUCCACACAAAUCUUACAUUGUUAGAUAUUCAGAUGUUGUAGUAAUUCGGUUGUUAGUUACUAAGCCAAGUUGAAGCUGCACUUAUGAAGUAUGUAAUGCUUCUUUGUUUUUAUUCAGAUAAAAUUUAAAACAGGUCUUCGUGGAGUCCUGGGAAUUCUCAUUUACACCAAUAUACAGUUAGCUGAGUUUCUCCUAUGUUGAGUGGCUGGUUCUUGAUCCGAUCAGAAAAUGUACACAAACAUUUGGAUAUCACCCUUGAUUGUCUCUGCACUUUCAUGAUAGCAGUCAGCAACUCCCAUGACUUGGAAGAGUGUUUCUGGAAGCACAUUUUCUUGUUUUUCUACACCUGGGUAUGUUUUACCAUUGCGUUAUCUACAUGUUUUACUAAUACAUGUGUACUACCGGUUUGUAAGUAGUGGGAUCGUAGAAUUAUAUAUUUUGGCUAGGCUAGAGUUCCUCCUUUUGACUUUCAGCUGUAUACAUGUAUGAAAUCUUGCAACAUUUGUAAAUAAGAGAGGUUGUUUUUUCUUUAGAUAUUUCCAUCACUGCACAUACAAAAAGUAUGAGAUUGAUAUGAUUGAGAUUUUUUGAUGCACUCGGAGGUGCCAAUUAGUCGGUUUGUCAAUUCUCCCUUUUCACAUUAAUAAUGUAUGUUAAUGCCUGGCACUUUGAUGCAUUGUGGACGGGAUAGAGGUGUGUGUAGUCACUGUACACACUGUACAUGAUAUCCAUAUCCCUGUAGACACUGAGCUGCUCCAUCAACAAUGCCUGCCAGUGCCCAUGGUUGAUUUUAAGACAGAAACGCCCCCUCUAAAGGUAUGUAUUGCAUUUGUCACAUCCUCUGUUCACAGAAAGGUGCAUUGGUCAUCAAUGUUGUUAGGCAUGGUACUCGUUGGACCAAUUCAUCUACGCAGAAAGACAAAAAGACUGAAUAUUUUAGUUUUUAAAUGUAAAAAGAGAGUAUAUUGCAGUCAUAAGCUUUGCUGCAGAAGUUCAGUCAUCUGCUAAAGAAGUUUUGUGUGCACCUGAGUGUGAAGAACUUCACUGUUCACCAUGUAGAUACAUGAACAGAGGAGUUUUUAUGUACAUGUUUGUAGACUAAUCCGUGACUGUUGAUAUUCUCGUACAAUGAAUGUAGUUGUAAUUACCUGUGGACAUCUUAAUUUUGACACAAGAGAGUCGGAUGUUACAAUGAGUACUCCCUUCGAAGUUCAUGACAGUUACAGUUUUGUGGAAAUCCUACAAUUUUGAGAAGCCAGAAAAUCCUCUUUACUUUCUUUAGAGCAAGGAAAAACAAAUGUGUCGAAGACAUGAAGACAAAGAAUUUGAAUUUAUCUAGACACAGACAAAGACAAUACAAAUCAUCUAGGGCCAUAUCAGCAACAGUCAUGUUCAAGUUUUAUGCCGUUUGUUGAUGGAAUAAACCUUUUGACAAAAAUCACUUGUCCGUUUCUUACUGACAGUGUAGUGUUGAAGUCUUUGGAACACCCUGUACAUCUUCAAAAUGAAGCAGUAUGUGAGCAUUUAUCAGAGAUUUGAGUUGGUUGAACAGCAAGGACCUGGGUCAGAUGAUUUCGGGAAGAUUAAAUUCUAUGUCAGUCUCAAGCUCCAAGGAAGCUGUGACCUUCAUGGCAGAGACAGAUGGGACAUUUUAGA
This is a messenger RNA of Lineus longissimus, 5432 nucleotides long. RefSeq names its product mitochondrial Rho GTPase 1-like. Gene Ontology annotation, cellular component: mitochondrial outer membrane. Gene Ontology annotation, biological process: mitochondrion organization; small GTPase-mediated signal transduction. The transcript has 16 exons. Lineage: Eukaryota; Metazoa; Nemertea; Pilidiophora; Heteronemertea; Lineidae. The coding region runs from base 445 to 2442 and encodes 665 amino acids. Gene Ontology annotation, molecular function: calcium ion binding; GTP binding; GTPase activity. The record is from RefSeq and is a predicted model, not a curated record.